AUGGUUCUUCGGCGGGAGCUCAAAGCGCAUCAUCUAGUUACGCCAACAACAACGGUGGCUCCGAUGGGUCUUCGGCGGGAGCUCAAAGCGCAUCAUCUAGUUACGCCAACAACAGCGGUGGCUCCGAUGGGUCUUCGGCGGGAGCUCAAAGCGCAUCAUCUAGUUACGCCAACAACAGCGGUGGCUCCAAGGGAACCUCGGCGGGAGCUCAAAGCGCAUCAUCUAGUUACGCCAACAACAGCGGUGGCUCCAAGGGAACCUCAGCGGGAGCUCAAAGCGCAUCAUCUAGUUACGCCAACAACAGCGGUGGCUCCAAGGGAACCUCGGCGGGAGCUCAAAGCGCAUCAUCUAGUUACGCCGACAACAGCGGGCGGCUCCAAGGGGUCCACGGCGGGAGCUCAAAGUGCAUCAUCUAGUUAUGCCAACAACAGCGGUGGCUCCGAUGGGUCUUCGGCGGGAGCUCAAAGCGCAUCAUCUAGUUACGCCAACAACAACGGUGGCUCCAAGGGAACCUCGGCGGGAGCUCAAAGCGCAUCAUCUAGUUACGCCAACAACAACGGUGGCUCCAAGGGAACCUCGGCGGGAGCUCAAAGCGCAUCAUCUAGUUACGCCAACAACAGCGGUGGCUCCAAGGGAACCUCGGCGGGAGCUCAAAGCGCAUCAUCUAGUUACGCCAACAACAGCGGUGGCUCCAAGGGAACCUCGGCGGGAGCUCAAAGCGCAUCAUCUAGUUACGCCAACAACAGCGGUGGAUCCAAGGGAACCUCGGCGGGAGCUCAAAGCGCAUCAUCUAGUUACGCCAACAACAGCGGUGGCUCCAAGGGGUCCACGGCGGGAGCUCAAAGCGCAUCAUCUAGUUACGCCAACAACAACGGUGGCUCCGAUGGGUCUUCGGCGGGAGCUCAAAGCGCAUCAUCUAGUUACGCCAACAACAGCGGUGGCUCCGAUGGGUCUUCGGCGGGAGCUCAAAGCGCAUCAUCUAGUUACGCCAACAACAGCGGUGGCUCCAAGGGAACCUCGGCGGGAGCUCAAAGCGCAUCAUCUAGUUACGCCAACAACAGCGGUGGCUCCAAGGGAACCUCGGCGGGAGCUCAAAGCGCAUCAUCUAGUUACGCCAACAACAGCGGUGGCUCCAAGGGAACCUCGGCGGGAGCUCAAAGCGCAUCAUCUAGUUACGCCAACAACAGCGGUGGCUCCAAGGGAACCUCGGCGGGAUCUCAAAGCGCAUCAUCUAGUUACGCCAACAACAGCGGUGGCUCCAAGGGAACCUCGGCGGGAGCUCAAAGCGCAUCAUCUAGUUACGCCAACAACAGCGGUGGCUCCAAGGGAACCUCGGCGGGAGCUCAAAGCGCAUCAUCUAGUUACGCCAACAACAGCGGUGGCUCCAAGGGAACCUCGGCGGGAGCUCAAAGCGCAUCAUCUAGUUACGCCAACAACAGCGGUGGCUCCAAGGGAACCUCGGCGGGAGCUCAAAGCGCAUCAUCUAGUUACGCCAACAACAGCGGUGGCUCCAAGGGAACCUCGGCGGGAGCUCAAAGCGCAUCAUCUAGUUACGCCAACAACAGCGGUGGCUCCAAGGGAACCUCGGCGGGAGCUCAAAGCGCAUCAUCUAGUUACGCCAACAACAGCGGUGGCUCCAAGGGAACCUCGGCGGGAGCUCAAAGCGCAUCAUCUAGUUACGCCAACAACAGCGGUGGCUCCAAGGGAACCUCGGCGGGAGCUCAAAGCGCAUCAUCUAGUUACGCCAACAACAGCGGUGGCUCCAAGGGAACCUCGGCGGGAGCUCAAAGCGCAUCAUCUAGUUACGCCAACAACAGCGGUGGCUCCAAGGGAACCUCGGCGGGAGCUCAAAGCGCAUCAUCUAGUUACGCCAACAACAGCGGUGGCUCCAAGGGAACCUCGGCGGGAGCUCAAAGCGCAUCAUCUAGUUACGCCAACAACAGCGGUGGCUCCAAGGGUACCUCGGCGGGAGCUCAAAGCGCAUCAUCUAGUUACGCCAACAACAGCGGUGGCUCCAAGGGAACCUCGGCGGGAGCUCAAAGCGCAUCAUCUAGUUACGCCAACAACAGCGGUGGCUCCAAGGGAACCUCGGCGGGAGCUCAAAGCGCAUCAUCUAGUUACGCCAACAACAGCGGUGGCUCCAAGGGAACCUCGGCGGGAGCUCAAAGCGCAUCAUCUAGUUACGCCAACAACAGCGGUGGCUCCAAGGGAACCUCGGCGGGAGCUCAAAGCGCAUCAUCUAGUUACGCCAACAACAGCGGUGGCUCCAAGGGUACCUCGGCGGGAGCUCAAAGCGCAUCAUCUAGUUACGCCAACAACAGCGGUGGCUCCAAGGGAACCUCGGCGGGAGCUCAAAGCGCAUCAUCUAGUUACGCCAACAACAGCGGUGGCUCCAAGGGAACCUCGGCGGGAGCUCAAAGCGCAUCAUCUAGUUACGCCAACAACAGCGGUGGCUCCAAGGGAACCUCGGCGGGAGCUCAAAGCGCAUCAUCUAGUUACGCCAACAACAGCGGUGGCUCCAAGGGAACCUCGGCGGGAGCUCAAAGCGCAUCAUCUAGUUACGCCAACAACAGCGGUGGCUCCAAGGGAACCUCGGCGGGAGCUCAAAGCGCAUCAUCUAGUUACGCCAACAACAGCGGUGGCUCCAAGGGAACCUCGGCGGGAGCUCAAAGCGCAUCAUCUAGUUACGCCAACAACAGCGGUGGCUCCAAGGGAACCUCGGCGGGAGCUCAAAGCGCAUCAUCUAGUUACGCGAACAACAGCGGUGGCUCCAAGGGAACCUCGGCGGGAGCUCAAAGCGCAUCAUCUAGUUACGCCAACAACAGCGGUGGCUCCAAGGGAACCUCGGCGGGAGCUCAAAGCGCAUCAUCUAGUUACGCCAACAACAGCGGUGGCUCCAAGGGAACCUCGGCGGGAGCUCAAAGCGCAUCAUCUAGUUACGCCAACAACAGCGGUGGCUCCAAGGGAACCUCGGCGGGAGCUCAAAGCGCAUCAUCUAGUUACGCCAACAACAGCGGUGGCUCCAAGGGAACCUCGGCGGGAGCUCAAAGCGCAUCAUCUAGUUACGCCAACAACAGCGGUGGCUCCAAGGGAACCUCGGCGGGAGCUCAAAGCGCAUCAUCUAGUUACGCCAACAACAGCGGUGGCUCCAAGGGAACCUCGGCGGGAGCUCAAAGCGCAUCAUCUAGUUACGCCAACAACAGCGGUGGCUCCAAGGGAACCUCGGCGGGAGCUCAAAGCGCAUCAUCUAGUUACGCCAACAACAGCGGUGGCUCCAAGGGAACCUCGGCGGGAGCUCAAAGCGCAUCAUCUAGUUACGCCAACAACAGCGGUGGCUCCAAGGGAACCUCGGCGGGAGCUCAAAGCGCAUCAUCUAGUUACGCCAACAACAGCGGUGGCUCCAAGGGAACCUCGGCGGGAGCUCAAAGUGCAUCUUCUAGUUACGCCAACAACAGCGGUGGCUCCGAUGGGUCGUCGGCGAAAAUUGAA
This is a messenger RNA of Iphiclides podalirius (scarce swallowtail), 3489 nucleotides long. The record is from the annotation of a GenBank genome assembly. Lineage: Eukaryota; Metazoa; Arthropoda; Insecta; Lepidoptera; Papilionidae.